AUGCAGAUUCUUUCAGAUUUAAGGUUGUUACACCUGGUGGAACGUAAUCGUUUCAGAUUUUGUCCCACCAACAAAGUAUCAAUGAACAAACCUCUGAAUGAAGAUGAUUUCGCUGCGAUGGAGCAGCAGCUCAGAAAUAGCGUGGAAGAAGACAGAAGAUACUGGCAAGUCAACGACGUCAAAUGUGACGCCAUACAUACUGCCAAAACUUACGAGGAGUUUGCAGAUCGAGUAGCUGCAGCUCAUUUGAGGCCUUUAGAGAAAAGUGAUUAUAAAAAGAAGAGCACAAGAGGUUGGAAUCAGUAUGCCUCUAAAGAUAAAAAUGAUGAAUAAAUCUAAAUAAAUAAAG
Molecule: messenger RNA, 349 nt
Organism: Galleria mellonella (greater wax moth)
Lineage: Eukaryota; Metazoa; Arthropoda; Insecta; Lepidoptera; Pyralidae
Product: coiled-coil domain-containing protein 103
Exons: 3
Coding region: 1-333 (110 amino acids)
Biological process (GO): inner dynein arm assembly; epithelial cilium movement involved in extracellular fluid movement; determination of left/right symmetry
Cellular component (GO): outer dynein arm
Source: RefSeq, a predicted model, not a curated record